Clunio marinus is the source of this 420-nucleotide messenger RNA. The record is from the annotation of a GenBank genome assembly. Lineage: Eukaryota; Metazoa; Arthropoda; Insecta; Diptera; Chironomidae.
AUGUGUAAUAACGAACAAUUGAACAACAAAAGACAAAGUUUUUAUUUACAACCUCUUGUGAGGGAGGAGACAACAGAAAGCGAAACAAAACUGAGAAGUUUUAAUCAUGUCGUUGGUGGAUGUAAACAAAGAGAAGAGAAAGAAAGUCAGAAAUGUGGAACAAGAAAAACUUUCCUUAAGAAUUUAAGCUCGUGUUCAAACGCAAUGUUCGCUUGUCACAUUGUUUCGCUCAUGAAAAAUAUGUUAUCGAUAUUUCGAAGGAAUUAUGGUUAUUACAACAAACAACAGGAUAGCAGCAUAAGGGAAAGCAUUAAAGAAAUCACAAUGUUUGUUUGCAUAAAUUGGCUCAGAGUCAGACAGAAUUUUGACCUUUCUCUGUUCCAUUUGUUGGGUGACAAAGUCAUGACCAAUAAUGAGUGA